AUGCUGCUUGUAAACGUGCCUAUUUAUUGGGGUGCCUCCCAUUUUAACGAAUUGCCAUUCUUUGUGAUCCGUCAAUGGGACAAGUAUUAUCCUCAAUAUUGCUUGUUUCAUGCAUACGGGCAACGGUACGAAAGUAUAUCGAUAUGUUUAUACCUCGAGGACGAACUGGCAGAUGGACGACCGCGUGUUGUGAUGGUGGUUUUGAUAGUGGUACUGCAACAAACCCAGACAAAAUGA
Paraglomus occultum is the source of this 237-nucleotide messenger RNA. The record is from the annotation of a GenBank genome assembly. NCBI's taxonomy places the organism in Eukaryota, Fungi, Glomeromycota, Glomeromycetes, Paraglomerales, Paraglomeraceae.